Messenger RNA from Eleginops maclovinus (Patagonian blennie), 2090 nucleotides. Its product is annotated as alcohol dehydrogenase class-3-like. Gene Ontology annotation, molecular function: zinc ion binding; S-(hydroxymethyl)glutathione dehydrogenase [NAD(P)+] activity. Bases 168 to 1307 code for a protein of 379 amino acids. Gene Ontology annotation, biological process: formaldehyde catabolic process. The transcript is spliced from 10 exons. Lineage: Eukaryota; Metazoa; Chordata; Actinopteri; Perciformes; Eleginopidae. The record is from RefSeq and is a predicted model, not a curated record. Gene Ontology annotation, cellular component: cytosol.
AUGCCGUAAAGGUAUUCAGAAGUGUCGUAAAGUCACUUAACUACCGCAAAUGAUUAAAGGCUCAGGACAUUUACUGAGUCGAUGGACCGGCAGGGUUGUCAAGUGUCUCAUCGAAACAAAAAGAAAGUCGGUCCGUGCAUUUAAUUAGAAAACAACAUCAUCUAACUAUGUCAGAAACUGGGGUGAUUAAAUGCAAAGCAGCUGUUGCAUGGGAGCAGGGGAAGCCUCUCACCAUAGAGGAUGUGGAGGUGGCCCCACCUAAAGUGCAUGAAGUCCGCAUCAAGAUUGUUGCCUCAGGCGUGUGCCACACAGACCAGGAAUACCUGACUGGAAAAGGGAUGAAGUUUAGACCGUUCCCAUUAGUUCUUGGCCAUGAAGCAGCUGGAAUAGUGGAGAGCGUCGGCCCUGAAGUCACAACAUUUUCCCCAGGGGACAAAGUCAUUCCUCUUUUUCUGCCACAGUGUGGGGAAUGUGAACAAUGCCUGAGUCCCAAAACCAAUCUGUGCAGGAAGAACUGGGCAAAUGCACAAGCUGGUGUAAUGGCUGAUGGCACAAGCAGGAUAUCUUACAAGGGCCAGCAGGUGUACCAAUUCCUUGGAGUCAGUUCUUUAUCCCAGUACACUGUGGUCGCAGAUACCUCGCUUGCAAAGAUAAGAAGUGAUGCACCGCUAGACAAAGUGUGCCUACUAGGCUGUAGCGUCUCUACCGGUUAUGGUGCUGCGAUUAAUGCAGCCAAGGUUGAGGAAAAUUCCUCGUGUGCCGUGUUUGGGCUCGGAGCUGUCGGACUGGCCGCCAUCAUGGGCUGCAAGGCUGCUAAAGCCAACAGGAUCAUCGGGGUUGAUGUUGACCCAGAGAAGUUCAACAAAGCCAAACUGUUCGGAGCCACUGACUGCCUCAACCCCAAAGAACAUACUAACAAAACCAUCCAGGAGGUUCUGCUGGACAUGACAAAUGGGGGGGUGGACUAUGCUCUGGUGUGUGUUGGGAGUCCAGUUGUUAUGACCUCUGCGUUUGAGUCUACUAGAGAUGGCUUGGGAACCUGUGUCAUUGUCGGAUGGUCGGAGACGGACGCAAUAAGCGUUAAGGUUGAAAAGAUCCUGAUGGGACGCACAUUGAAGGGGACCUAUUUUGGAGAUUGGAAGAGUGUGGAUGGUGUGCCUAAACUGGUGGAUGACUACAUGAACAAGAAACUGAAGCUGGAUGAGUUUAUCACCAACAAUCUCCCACUGGAGAAAGUCAAUGUGGCCUUUGAAGACAUGAAAAAUGGGAAAGGCAUCUGCACUGUAAUCAACCUGUGGCCAGAAUAGACUACACCUACAAUGGAUUCCAUUUAACAUUACAAACAUAAGAAGAAUUUACAUUCAAUGUCAUUGAAAUGAUAUUUUGCAUACCUCUGCUCUUUGUGAAAAUCUAAAUGCUAUUUUGUCAUGGCCACUAGAUGGCAGUCUCAUAGCACGUAAAUGUGUUUCCAUGAAAUCAUGUCUUUGAAAAAUACUUUUCUUCCUGCAAAGUGUUCUGUAUUUUUAUUCUGAUUAUAUUCUGAGGUUGUUUAUUGUUAUUUAUUCCAGACUUGAUUAAAAGAGAGAAAAAGCACACAAGUGCAUUUAUACCAAAUGUUACUCACUUAUUUGAUAUACAUUAUCUGCAGUAAUACCAAGAGAGAUUAUCUCUGAAUCGGUCCUGUUUUUUUUAGCUAUACAGUGAUCCUUGUACUCAUAUGAAGCAGUAGUUGGAAUUAAAUACCCUUGUACUGUAUGGAAGAUGGGCUAAAAGUCUCAGAAAACAAAUGACUGAAUCUGUCAUCAGCCGUGGAGAAGUAUCUGCUUCAUGUGGUCAGGCUUCCCAAAUUUCGUCCUUGGUAAUAUUAUAUAUUGAUUUAAUGGGGAGAAGGGCUAGAAUAACAGUUGUGGGCUGUCAAGACACAAGACAAAAGGUUGUUUGGGGAAUGCCUCUCGUUGCAGAACUGAAAUAGCUGUCGGAGGAAUUUGUUUUAUUGAAGUUCCAUUCAGAUCAAAUGAAUACCUUUGGCAGUUCCCUCUGCUUUUCCGUCUCUAUUUAAACUGGAAAAUAAAUUGGUGCUCUCCCUCUUA